Messenger RNA from Impatiens glandulifera, 1846 nucleotides. Its product is annotated as pentatricopeptide repeat-containing protein At1g34160. The coding region runs from base 42 to 1763 and encodes 573 amino acids. Gene Ontology annotation, molecular function: RNA binding; protein binding; zinc ion binding. The transcript has a single exon. The record is from RefSeq and is a predicted model, not a curated record. Gene Ontology annotation, biological process: RNA modification. Lineage: Eukaryota; Viridiplantae; Streptophyta; Magnoliopsida; Ericales; Balsaminaceae.
AUGGCUUCUUCCUUCUUCUUCUUCUUCAUUCUUCUCAUUGAAUGGCUUCCAUCGAUUUUCUAUUACAAAAAUGUAAAUCCCUCUCUCACUAUAAGCAGCUUCAAGCUCAUCUCAUAAUCACCGGUCUCUUCCGUCUCUACACCUACCGAUCCAAUCUCCUCAACACCUGUGCCACCUCCGCCUCCGGCAACCUACAUUACGCCGUCGCCAUCUUCCGUAAGAUCCCAUUACCAACAACCAACGAUUGGAACGCCAUCAUCCGUGGAUUCGCUCAUAGCGAAAAACCCACAAAUGCAAUCUCUCUUUACCUCGAUUUAUCCCGCGCCCCCCAAAACCCAGACGCUUUAACUUGUUCCUUCGCGCUUAAAGCCUGCGCUCGUUCCUUAGCUCGUGUAGAAGCUACCCAGAUUCAUUCUCAUCUUAUAAGGUUCGGAUUCGAACUUGAUUUCUUAUUGCAGACAACUUUGCUUGAUGUAUAUGCUAAAACAGGGGAUCUUGAUUCCGCGCGUAAGGUGUUCGAUGAAAUGCGUGUCAAGGAUAUUGUAAGUUGGAAUGCAUUAAUUUCUGGGUUUGCUCAAGGAAAUCGACCUAAUGAAGCUCUGAAUCUCUUUAAGAGAAUGGGAUUAUUGAAUAUGAAAGCUAAUGAUGUUACUGUUCUUGGAGCUCUCUCUGCUUGUUCACAAUUAGGUGCAGCAAAAGAAGGCGAAAAGGUAUAUGAAUACAUCAAGAAACAGAAGCUGGAUUCAAAUACCCAAGUUUGCAAUUCCGUUAUCGAUAUGUUUGCGAAAUGCGGUUCUAUCGAUAAAGCAUAUCACGUUUUCAAAAGCAUGCCCUCCACGAAAUGUUCAAUUACAUGGAACACAAUGAUCAUGGCUUUUGCUAUUCAUGGAAACGGGUUUCAAGCAAUCGAGCUCUUCGAGUUGAUGGAUCGAGAAUUCUUUAGAGAUAACAUUACUUAUCUUGCGGUUCUAUCUGCUUGUAAUCAUUCAGGGCUUGUAGAUUUCGGAUUGAAUUUGUUUAAUUCAAUGAAAACAAUCGGAAUUGAACCUAACAUCAAGCAUUACGGCUGCGUAGUUGAUUUGCUAGGCAGGGCUGGACGGUUAAAUGAAGCUUUUGAAAUAGUAAACUCAAUGCCAAUACCAUCUGACAUAGUUCUCUGGCAGACGAUUCUCGGAGCCUGCAAGACUUACUCGAAUGUGGAUUUAGCCGAGGAAGCUUCUAAAAGGCUUCUAGAAAUGAAUUCGAAAAAUUGUGGGGAUUAUGUUUUGCUUUCGAAUGUUUACGCAGGUCAAGAAAGAUGGGGAGAUGUCGGGAGAGUUAGAGAAUCGAUGAAGAACAAAGAUAUAAGGAAAGUACCUGGUUUCAGUUAUAUCGAGGUUAAUGGGACGAUACAUAAGUUUAUAAACGGAGAUCGAGUUCAUCGAGAAUGGAAGGAGAUUUAUGGGAAGAUGGAGGAAGUUAGAAAUAGGAUUAGGGAACAUGGGUAUGAACCGGAGAUUAAGUAUGUUUUGCAUGAUAUUGGAUAUGAGGAAAAAGAGAAUGCUUUGUGUUAUCAUAGUGAAAAGUUGGCUGUGGUUUAUGGUCUGAUUAGUACUAUAGAAGGGAGUGAAAUUCAGGUGAUUAAGAAUCUUAGGAUUUGUGGAGAUUGUCAUGUUGUUAUUAAGCUUAUUUCUAGGGUUUAUGAAAGAGUUAUUGUUGUUAGGGAUCGAACUCGAUUUCAUAGGUUUAAGGAUGGAGCUUGUUCUUGUAAAGAUUAUUGGUAGUGGAGAUGAGGAAAAGUUUGAAUUUAUCAAUUUUGAGGAUUGAAUUGGGGUCAUGAUGAAUGUAUUUUUGUGCUAAUGUAAGU